Molecule: messenger RNA, 7163 nt
Organism: Porites evermanni
Lineage: Eukaryota; Metazoa; Cnidaria; Anthozoa; Scleractinia; Poritidae
Source: the annotation of a GenBank genome assembly
AUGCCGAACAUGUUCAACCACGAUACGCAGGAGGAAGCAGCACUUGAAGUUCACCAGUUUUGGCCUCUCGUAGAAAUGAAAUGCUCGCCAGACUUAAAGAUCUUUUUGUGCUCUGUGUAUGCUCCGAAGUGCGAGCUGCAUGCCAAGGAAAACGAAUUUCCUCCUUGCCGAUCACUCUGUGAAAGUGCGAGAAAUGGCUGUGAACCUUUAAUGCGUCAGUAUGGUUUCUCGUUGCCCGAGGGAUUUAGAUGCAAGCAAUUUCCCAAGCUUGGGCAAAACAAGACCUGUUUGCAUUCUAAUGUAACCGAGACAACCCAAGCGUCAACAACAUUGUCAACAACUUUGGCUGUGUCACCAACUGGUAAAAUCUCUAACUGGAGAAAAUGCGAAAAGAUCAAGAUUUCGAUGUGUGAAAACACCGGAUAUAAUUCAACGUAUAUGCCAAAUAUGUUCAACCAUCACACACAGGCAGAAGCGGCUCUUGAACUUCAUAAAUUCUGGUUGUUAGUGAAAGUGAAUUGCUCUUUAGAACUGAAGAGAUUUUUAUGCCACAUUUAUGUGCCUAGGUGCGAGCCGCACAAAAACAACGUCUUGCUUCCGUGUCGACGAUUAUGCAGAAGAGUAAGGACGGACUGUGCCUCAUUCAUGAAUCAGCAUAACAUUGAUUGGCCCCAUCAAAUGAACUGCGAGAACUUUCCUGAACUCGGAGAUGACAAGACAUGUCUGGAUCCUGAAGCGGUAGGAACAAGACACAAAGACGGUCCUUCCAGCCGGGCUGUGAGUGGUCUUUCGACCGCGACUAUAGUUGGAAUUGUUAUUGCUACAGUUGCUGUAAUCACCGUGGUUGUCGUUGUCGUCGCAGUAUGCCAUGACAAGAAAAGGAAUCCAAACAGGUACCGGUCUGUUCUGCGCUCAGCGCCUGCUUCUUGGCCCAGGUCCAUGUUAUACAAAAGCACCCCCCAUUGCAGUGCGACGCGGCCCCUUGCUGUCUAGAAGCUGGUAACUCUGUGCAUCCAACAGGCUUAAUUGACAAUAUCUUCACAAAUAACCUGACGAAUAAUAUUUCUAGUGGCAAUAUCGUCACCGACACGACCGAUCAUUUUUCGCAAGUCUGUAUUGUCAACGUAAACAAGCAAAAAUUACCACAUACAAAAAAGACUAAAUUUAGGGAUUAUUCCAGCUUUAAUGCUAAUGAAUUCAUGAAUGACCUAAGUGCAAUUAAUUGGGAAGAGGUUUCUGGUAAUUGCGACGUAAACAAGUCGUUCUCUCACCUUUAUAAAACCAUAAAUCAUGUAGUUAAUAAACAUGCACCGCUCAGGGAUGCUUCAGUGAGAAAACUAAAAAUGCUAACUAAUAAACCUUGGCUAACUGCUGGACUAAGGAAAUCUAUAAAGGUGAAGAAUAAAUUGUUCUUUGAAUCAAACUGACCGAAAUAUAAAAUAUAUAGAAAUAAGUUAACAACCCUUAUUAUUCAUUCAAAAUAUUUCCCCGAUUCUGAUUGGCUAAAAGUAUACGUUUAACUCACCAUAACCAGUUACUGAUGACCAAAUUUGGAAGAACUUUGACUUUAACGAGGAAAUGACGUCAAAAAUGCAACGUUAACCGAGAAGACCUGGGGACGAGGUGGAGUUGUUUUGGUUGUGAACUUGAAAAAAUGGCGGACAUUUCAUUCGUUUCAAGAGUAAGAACUAGGCGAAAAAAUAGCUAAAAACACGGCAAGAACAGCAAGAAGACAACUCGAAGGGCGACAUCUGCUAUUUGGAGAAUAUUUGUGGAGCUGGACAAACCUAGAUGUACACUAUCGAAGAUGAACUGAACAUUGAUGGAUCGAUGGAGGUAAGCAUGAUUUAGCUAUGUUUUAAACUAGGUAUUAUUUUGAAUGAAUAAUAAAACAGUUAUUAAAUUCGGCUUUCGUAUCAUAUAAAGGAUUAUGGAGAUCUCAGAGGGUGUUAUCCGCCUCGGCCUACGGCCUCGACGGAUAACACCCUCCUCGAUCUCCAUAAUUCUUCAUAAGAUACUCAGCCUCAUUCAUUAACUGUUAAUUAUUCGAUUGAGUAAACAACGUCACUAUCAAAGGUUUUUCGACUCUAACAUAAAAAAUACACGAUCGACAUGGAAAGGUAUUAACGAAAUAUUAGGAGAUGCGAAGAAAAGGAAAAAAUCAAAAAGAAUUAACUUCAUUCGUUCUAACGAGCAUAGCGUUUUAUCAGAUGAUCGUAAAACGAUUGGUAACACACUCAACAAAUACUUCUCGUCAAUAGGGCAUCAACUUGCAACCGAUAUUCCUGAAGUUAACACUACUUUUUCUGAUUAUCUUGAUCCGCCUUUGCAGAACAGUUUUUAUUUUGAUCCAAUUAUACCGCAAGAAAUUGAAACAGAAAUUAGCUUGCCAUACAAUAAAGCCCUGGGGCUUUAUUCUACCCCUGUUAAACUGUUAAAACUUGCUAAAUCAGUCAUAUCCAUACCAUUAACCAAAAUUUUUAACCACUCUGUACUAACUGGGGUUUACCCUGCAAAGCUUAAAUAUGCAAAAGUAAUUCCAGUGUAUAAGGGUGAAGACGAGACGUUACCUGAAAACUAUCGGCCAAUUUCUUUGUUAUCAAUUUAUAAUCGUUUCUAAUUUUCGUAAAAAAAUUAAAUCACUACUCCUUAAUGUUCUAGGUAAUGAAGAUAAUUAUUUGAAUGUUAAUUUUUUAAUAGAAUAUUUUGUGAAGUUAACCUGAUAUGUUGUAUAUACCUCCAGUUGUAAUUUUAGUCUUUUUCAAAUAACAAAAUCCCUUGUACUUGAAUUUAUAUGUAAGGUGUUUCUUUCUGUAUGUUUUUGUAUUUCUUCUUUUCUUUUUUCUUAUGUAAUUUAAUAAUGCCUUUAGUUAAAGUCUUGUCCUGCCUAGAUUAGCAUUGUAGCUAUUUGCAGGACAUGAAGUAUUGUAAACUUUAUAUUUCUUUAAAUAAAUACGUUGUUGUUGUUAUACCACCACCACCGUACUCAGAAAGCUAACUUGUCGCCAGUCAUCUCUAUUUGGGUAGGACCCCAGGACGGAAUGCGAGAAGCGUGACCGAAGAGAUCGGGAGAGACAGUCUUACGGUGCGUUCCUUUGGGAUGAUCCGGAUCAGGAUCAGCCGGAUCGGAGAUCACUCGGAUCAUGGUAGAUCAAAACAACCGAUGAAUCCUUGUCCAGAGUUGAUUCAUCGGUUCAUUUGAUCUGCCAUGAUCCGAGUGAUCUCCGAUCACUGAUCCCGAUCCGGAUCAUCCUAAAGAAACGCACCCUUUAGAUUCUGAAUUCCAUGCCAUGAAUUCGGGAUUCGAGGUACUGGAUUGUGGAUUCUUUGUCAGUGGAACUCGGGUUCCGGAUUCCAAUCGUUAAUGGAAUUCCGGAUUCUGUGAGUUGUAGCUGUAUUCCAGAUUCCAAGCCCAGGAUUCCGGAUUCUACAGCAAAAAUUUGCUGGAUUCCUAAUUUUACCAGAUGGCGGGAUACUUUGGUGUUGACCGCAGGCUGAAACCGGAAAAAACGCAUGAAACGUCUCUGACACCCGUGGCCACGGUCCGAGUCAAUAUUCUCUCAAACGCAAUCCACCUUCUACGUUUCCUCUCGUAAGGACCGGAAAUAAGAUAGAUUGAAUGCUGUAUAUGUACUCCGUUCACUCAUAUCAUGUUCUCACCCUAAUUUUCUAACAAAACGUCUCUGCUUUAACGUUCCUUUCUACUGGGCAAUUGAAAGACUACCUUUUAUUUUGUUACACCCUCUGUUCAUCAAGAUAAGAAAUUUUAUGAUAAGGUAAGAUGUAUCACAGAAAUUCAACGGAAAAUGCUCUGUAUGUUUGAGAAGGCCUGAGGACAAGUUUAGAAAAUUUCUUGGCCUUAAGUUAUAUUUUCGUCAGCGGUUAGUGCACGCGCCAAAAUUUGAUUUAUUUAGACAGCAACGAUUCGUUUCUUCUCUUCAAGCGCACUGCUCAUUCAAGAAACUUCCACGUUUGGUUGUACCAGGCAAAAAUGGCCAUAAUGGCUCUCUAAGCUCUCACAAUUCAAAUACUAAUGAAAAGCAUACUUAAAUUUCGGUGCCCUGUUAUUCGCAGACUACUUUUCUGACAAGCAAAUUAACAGCGCACAUAAAGUUGAGUGACCAGGAGCCCACCGUAAAUCCUCUAUUAAGCCCUCCGAGGGGCUUAUUAAAUUAACCAUCCCGGAUCAGUUCACACGAAGUAUUACAGUCGUGAUUGAUUAAUACGUCUAUCAUUUAUUAGUGAACAAAAACUAGGGGAGGGGACAGGGGGGAGGGGCUUAUUAAUUUUCUUCCUCUGAAAAGGGGGGCUUAUUAGAGGCAGGGGGAUUAUUUGAAAGGGGGGAGCUUAAUAGAGGAUUUACGGUGUUAGUAAUCGAACACCAGGGUCGCACCACAGUUUCGCCCCAUAGAAGGGAAUCCGGAUUCAGUCGCACGGGGAACGUCACAAAUCUGACCGUCAUAGCACUAGCCUGUUUCCACAAAGUCAGGAGGUCGGCUCCUGACAAAGUACAGUCGUAGGCAGCCGUUUUUUAUCGUCACGCAACGCGUCCACAUAUUUUUUAGGAAGAGUAUCAAUAGAUUUGUUAUUUCUUUGCUAUCGCAUUACUUCAAGAAUAUGAACAAACCUCCAACCCAAAUCUAAGUAGCAUGCUUGGUUCCGCUCUUGGCAACGCGUAAAUGUACUUGCUUUCAGUUCUGACUGUUGUGAUAAAGGCAGUACAAUUAUUUUGGUAUUGGCCGAAAUUGCCACCCCAAAAUUGAAAACUGCAGAAAAGAGGUCUCUAAGCUAAGCCAGAGAGAUUAAAUUUCGUCGCACAUUAAAAAGGGUUGUGCUAAGUAGUUCUUCGAAGAAGUGGGCGCUAUAGAGGCUUAAAAGGCGGCAGUACUAACGGUACGCAAACUUGGUGAGGCGGGGUGGGGAAGGAGUAAUUGGCUCCUAGGUGGGGUAGAGGUGAGGUAACGCAUUAACAUAAAGGAAAUACACGCCCACCUUCCCCUCUCCUCCCCUCCCCGUUACGUUAACAUUAACGAACAAAAGGCAAAAUAUUGGGUUAGAGAAGGGAGAGGAGAGGCAGUUUUUAUACUGACUAAAACAUUACAACACAAGGGUAUAUGUGCAAAGGGUACUAACAACUAAGUCGGGUUUAAGAUUUCUGAGGUAGGCAUCAGAGAGCAACAGGGACCGUAAUGAAUGUCUUCUAGAGAAGACACAUCGAUACCCUGCGCAGCAGACGAAACUAAACCUCUGGUACAGUCCGUAGGCAAGCAUGCGCUAAGUUUGAGGAAAAUAUUUCAAAUUUCAAAAAUGCUUGAUUGACAGAGGCUACCCACAAAUUAUGAUAGAAAACCUUCCAUCACAUAUAAAGUUCACAGAGAGGGAGUCUGCUCUCCCGAAACACAACAACAACGAGGAAAAAGAAAUAUUGCCUUUCGUGACACAGUUCUAGCCCUCAGUGUCUACUUUAAAAGAAGUUUUAAUGAAAAAAUGGAAUCUUAUACAAAACUAACCGCUACUUAGCCAAAUUUUUAAAGAAUCACCUAUCAUUUCCUACAAGAAAGGAAAAUCCCUAAAGGACAUGCUCGUUAGAGCUAAAGUAUAAGUAAGGUUAGCACAAGGUUUCAUGCCGGUAUAGAUGUGCGGCCUGUCACCCCUUGCAUUUUCUCACGAAAAACAAAAAGUCGUGUCGAAAAAGAAAAGUCGUGCCGAAAAAAAGAGUCGUGCCAGAGAAAACCAACAUCGUGAAAAAGAAACUUGAUGAGAAAUCUGUUUUCAGGUGUUCUUUGAUUGUAGUGAUUUUUGUUCAAUAAAGCUUAGUAUGAUAUUGCUUCUCCAAGCUUUUAAAACACGUACACGAAUGAGUAAAAUUUCAUCCCCAAAUAUCAUAAAAAUGCCCCCUGCGUCAAGUAAAUUCCAGUUAUAUCAGGUGGAAAUCAGGGGGGUUUUUCGUUGAGAAGCACUUGACCUAGGGGACUUUGUCUUAACUCCUUAACUUUGCUCCACCCAGUACAACCCCCUAGUUGGUUCGGGGGUCUACCCCCGGGGCACGCCGAUGGCAUGUGCUUUAGGAACAGAGUAUUGAUAAUAUCCCAUAUUACCUUUCGGGGUGAUUGUCGCGUGCACAUUUUUUGCGACAACCUAUAACUGUUUCGAGAGCGAUUUCCGUUUUCCACGCCACAUUAAUAUUACGUUAUCCUCUAGGACUGCGUAGGCGCUUGCUGAUUAGUGCUUCCUGUUCCAAUACUCAAGAACACCGCGCUGAUCCCUAUCAGGUAUUAGCUGUAGAAAUGGUUGUGUCACACCGCUCUGUGUUUAUACUUUGGCUGUCUUUAACUACGUUGUGCUGCACCCUUGGCAAAGUGAAAAGAUGCGAAAAGAUAAAAAUUCCUAUGUGCGAAAAUAUUGGUUAUAAUUUAACUUACAUGCCGAACAUGUUCAACCACGAUACGCAGGAGGAAGCAGCACUUGAUGUUCACCAGUUUUGGCCUCUCGUAGAAAUCAGAUGUUCGCCAGACUUAAAGAUCUUUUUGUGCACUGUGUUUGCUCCGAAGUGUGAGCUGCAUGCCAAGGAAAACGAAUUUCCUCCUUGCCGAUCACUCUGUGAGAGAGCGAGAAAAGGCUGUGCUCCUUUAAUGCGUCAGUAUGGUUUCUCGUGGCCCGAGCGAUUAAGAUGCAAGCAAUUUCCCAAGCUUGGGCAAAACAAGACCUGUUUGGAUUCUAAGGUAACCGAGAAAACCCAAGUAUCAACAACACUGUCAACAACUUUGGCUGUGUCACCAACUGGUAAAAUCUCUAAUUGGAGAAAAUGCGAAAAGAUCAAGAUUUCGAUGUGUGAAAACACUGGAUAUAAUUUAACGUAUAUGCCAAAUAUGUUUAACCACCACACACAGGCAGAAGCGGCUCUUGAACUUCAUAAAUUCUGGUUGCUAGUGAAAGUGAAUUGCUCUUUAGAACUGAAGAGGUUUUUAUGCCACAUUUAUGUGCCUAAGUGCGAGCCGCACAUAAACAACGUCUUGCUUCCGUGUCGACGAUUAUGCAGAAGAGUAAGGACGGACUGUGCCUCAUUCAUGAAUCAGCAUAACAUUGAUUGGCCCCAUCAAAUGAACUGCGAGAACUUUCCUGAACUCGGAGAUGACAAGACAUGUCUGGAUCCUGAAGCGGUA